Molecule: messenger RNA, 1330 nt
Organism: Myxocyprinus asiaticus (Chinese sucker)
Lineage: Eukaryota; Metazoa; Chordata; Actinopteri; Cypriniformes; Catostomidae
Gene: gbx1
Product: gastrulation brain homeobox 1
Exons: 2
Coding region: 136-1086 (316 amino acids)
Biological process (GO): regulation of transcription by RNA polymerase II; regulation of nervous system development
Cellular component (GO): nucleus
Molecular function (GO): RNA polymerase II transcription regulatory region sequence-specific DNA binding; DNA-binding transcription factor activity, RNA polymerase II-specific
Source: RefSeq, a predicted model, not a curated record
UUGACGUCGAGGCGCGGGGACGGCGAGGUCCCGUUCGGCUCCAUCGGGAUAACUGUGGACCAACAUUUGGGUGAUUUGUCUCACUCACACGGCCACAAUACGGAAUUUAUACUAGCAGACACCGCUCAGUUCACCAUGCAGAGACCGAGCGGUCCGGGGACGGCGUUUUCCAUCGAUUCUUUGAUUGGCACUCCACAGCCGCGGCCGGGCCACCUGCUCUACACGGGCUACCCGAUGUUUAUGCCGUACCGACCGCUCAUGAUUCCGCAAGCCCUGUCUCAUUCGUCAUUACCGUCAGGUAUCCCUCCGUUAGCGCCUCUGGCAUCCUUCGCGGGGCGUUUGACAAACACUUUUUGCGCGGGGUUGGGGCAGGGGAUGCCCUCCAUGGUUGCGCUCACCACCACGCUGCCCAGUUUCUCGGACCCUCCAGAUAGUUUCUAUCCCCCGCAGGAGAUGCCGGGACCCCGGUUAAGCGCUAAUGGGACGGGGAUCAACCGGCAGGACAGCCCACACGAGGAGCUCAAGGGCUCAGAUCUGCUGAAUUUCUCGGAAACAUUUCAGGCAGUUGCAGGCGAAACCAAAUUAUACAGUUCAGAUGACGAGAAACUGGACCUGAAAUCAGCGGAGGCAGCGUGCAGCGACAGAGAGGACAGUUCGGCCGACAGCGAGAACGAAAGUUUCUCCGACGGAAACACCUGCGGUUCAGCGUCCCAGAAAGGGAAAUUCAAAGCCAGCUCACAGGACGCGUUACCCCCGGGCGGUUCGGCGGGUAAGAGCCGGAGGAGACGGACUGCUUUCACCAGCGAGCAGCUGCUGGAACUGGAGAAAGAGUUUCACUGUAAGAAGUAUCUGUCUCUCACCGAGCGCUCGCAGAUCGCACACGCACUCAAACUGAGCGAGGUCCAGGUCAAAAUCUGGUUCCAGAACCGCCGGGCCAAGUGGAAGCGCAUCAAAGCCGGCAACGUCAACAACAGAUCCGGGGAGCCCGUGCGGAACCCCAAAAUUGUGGUGCCCAUUCCCGUGCAUGUCAACAGGUUUGCUGUUCGGAGUCAGCACCAACCGAUCGAACAAGGCACCAGGCCAUGAACUCAAACUAAAAUCACAUGACCUUGAACUCCUACAAUUAACAUUUACAUGACCCACAGGUUCCUGCAGGUCUUGGAUGAAACAGUACAAAUGCAUGAAGCACACCUAAAAGGAAACGAUUCCACUAUCUAGAAGGAUAUAAACUGACUUUAUAAUAACUUUCAUUAUGAAGUCAUUAUCAAAUAUGAGGCCUAGUCAUUAUAAAAUGCUUGACAGAUCAGCGGUUCAUGUAGCUAUACUUCAU